AUGCCCCCUCCUUUAAACUCUAAUAUCCUCUACGUGGGCAAUAUACCUUAUGAUUGGGACGAGAGUACAGUUGAGUCUGUUGUUUGUGGAUCAGGAAAUAUUGUAGAUGUUCGAUUAGGUUUCGACCAUGUUGGAAAAAACAAAGGUUUCUGUUUUGUCGAAUACAAAACAGUACAAGAUGCACAAAGGGCUCUACCACUAUUACAGCAAGUUGUGAUAUAUCAAAAUGGACGAAACAAGAAGCUAAGGGUAGAGUUGUCGAAAGAAGGAUACAAGGCCCAAAAAAUAAAACCCGAUACAAGAACAAUUAUGCAACUAAACCGUUCUAGAUUGCCAGCCAAUGUGAGGUUGCCUAACGAGAUGAUAGCAAAUAUCCCCUACGUAAGUCAAGUUCCAGUCUUGCCGUCCAGCGGAUUCAGAAGCGGCAAUAUGCCAUUCCCAAUUCCACAGAUGCCACUACCACCACCGGCUCCCCCUAUAGUUGUUGGUGGUCCAAUUCAACAAAUCCCAUCAAGGCUUUUACAGGCAUCGAAGUUUUUACCAUUUGCACCAAAUUUUAAACUAGAAACUGCAAAUAACAUAAAUGUAUUGCUAAGUAAAAUCCCUCCUCCACAGUUCAUUGAGUUACUUUCUCAAAUGAAAUCUUUGCUGCAAACGGACCCGACAAUGGUUCGUAAUUUUUUUCAAAGCCAACCAGAAAUAUCCUUGAGUGUUGCUCAAGCAUUACUAUUAAUGGGGUUCAUAGAUAAUGGUGUUAUUGAAGAGUCUCUGAAAUCUAUAUCAUCUACACCUCAGGUUCAAACCGUACAACCAGGAAUUCAAUCCACAUUUUACAUGGGCGGUCAAAUAGGAGGAUACAAUAACAAUAUGUACAUAAAUAAUGGCCAAAAUUUUCAACCGCAGCAGCAACAACAAGCUAUACCUGGCUCCAACUGGCCAUAUUUACCACCUCAUGUUCAACAGAAGCUUGUCAAUAUGCCACCAGAUCAAGCACAUUUGGCUGCACAAAUAUUGUCGUUGCCACCGGAUAGUUUACAGCAAUUACCGCCACAUGAAAGACAGAUAGUCGACGCAUUACGAGCCCAGUAUUUGUCAUGA
This is a messenger RNA of Candida albicans SC5314, 1098 nucleotides long. RefSeq names its product cleavage polyadenylation factor subunit. The transcript has a single exon. Gene Ontology annotation, molecular function: mRNA binding. Gene Ontology annotation, cellular component: mRNA cleavage and polyadenylation specificity factor complex. NCBI's taxonomy places the organism in Eukaryota, Fungi, Ascomycota, Pichiomycetes, Serinales, Debaryomycetaceae. The coding region runs from base 1 to 1098 and encodes 365 amino acids. The record is from RefSeq and is a predicted model, not a curated record.